AAAAUUUGAGGGGUGAUAACUGUAUUUCACUUGAAGUAAAAACCCUUGUCGAGCUUUCAUAGCCAAAAAGAAAGGUCGAGUCUUCCACCGCUGCGCCUGGCCUCGUCUACCACCGGUUCUUCAAGACGUUCCCGGCUUCCCCCUCAAGAGGCUUCGUCAGUUGUGAUACCAAGCAAAGGACAAGAUGCAAAUGCAAUUUGUACCAAGAGAUAGCGAAAAUGCUUUGUCCGUGUCUGGUCCAAGGCCAAUGGAAUGGUCUACUGUUCCAUAUAGUGGGUCCCAAGCACCUGGACCAAAUGGAAAGCAGCGGACAUCAAGUUUGGAAUCGCCUAUAAUGUUGUUGACCGGUCAUCAGAGUGCUAUAUACACAAUGAAGUUCAAUCCUGCUGGGACUCUUAUUGCAUCUGGGUCUCAUGACAGAGAAAUUUUCCUAUGGUAUGUGCAUGGGGAAUGCAAAAAUUUCAUGGUCCUAAAGGGACACAAGAACGCAAUAUUGGAUCUUCACUGGACUACUGAUGGAUCCCAGAUAGUAUCAGCCAGCCCUGAUAAAACUGUGAGGGCAUGGGAUGUUGAGACAGGCAAACAAAUUAAAAAGAUGGCAGAGCACUCCUCCUUUGUGAACUCAUGCCAUCCUUCCCGGAGGGGGCCUCCUCUCAUUGUCAGUGGGUCUGAUGAUGGAACUGCAAAACUGUGGGAUAUGCGUCAGAGGGGUGCCAUUCAAACAUUCCCAGAUAAAUACCAAAUCACUGCUGUCAGCUUUUCUGAUGCGUCGGAUAAGAUUUAUACAGGUGGCAUUGACAAUGAUGUUAAGGUAUGGGACUUGCGCAAGGGUGAGGUUAUCAUGACACUUCAAGGCCAUCAGGAUAUGAUUACAGGUAUGUCAUUGAGUCCGGAUGGCUCCUAUCUACUCACAAAUGGCAUGGACAGCAAGCUCUGCAUCUGGGAUAUGCGCCCGUAUGCACCACAGAAUCGCUGUGUAAAGGUGUUUGAAGGGCACCAACACAACUUUGAGAAAAACUUGUUGAAAUGUAGCUGGUCACCAGAUGGAAGCAAGGUCACUGCUGGCAGUUCAGAUCGGAUGGUUUACGUAUGGGAUACAACUUCUCGCCGCAUCUUAUACAAGCUUCCUGGCCACACUGGAUCGGUGAAUGAGUCUGUCUUCCAUCCUACGGAUGCUAUUGUUGGAUCUUGUAGCAGCGACAAACAAAUAUAUCUUGGGGAGAUCUGAAUCUUACUUUUUCAUCUGCAAUGCUUUCGGAAUCAGUUUAGGGAUCGCAAUGAGAUGUAUUUUGCUGAAAAUAGUCAAUAACAUUUUUACAAAGAUAGCAUCUUCUUAGACAUGUGAUCUGAUUGUGGGGAUUAAUAUUACCACUUGAUAGACCCCUUUUCUAUUUCUUUAUGCGUUUUUGAACUUUUUUUUCUUGAAUAUUGUUGAUUAUUGCAGGCUACUGAUCUGAAAUGAAAAAACUAGCCGUUGGACC
Molecule: messenger RNA, 1481 nt
Organism: Tripterygium wilfordii
Lineage: Eukaryota; Viridiplantae; Streptophyta; Magnoliopsida; Celastrales; Celastraceae
Product: U5 small nuclear ribonucleoprotein 40 kDa protein
Exons: 2
Coding region: 185-1228 (347 amino acids)
Cellular component (GO): catalytic step 2 spliceosome
Molecular function (GO): protein binding; RNA binding
Source: RefSeq, a predicted model, not a curated record